AUGAUAACUAUUAAAAUUAUUCUCUUGUUUAGUCUAGUUGCAUACGCAGUGUGUGGUAACGGCGAUGAAUCGCCAAAAGAAGUCAAAACAACACAAUUGGACAAUGACGACAUCGUGUCAUUGUCACGAAUGACUCUUGAAUCUAGUGAAUUACCAAACGAAGAUGAAGUUCAUGUUGAAGAUUACGGAGUUGGUACUUCAAACAUUUUUAAUAACAUUGCUAAUAGAGGUACGCAGUUUAAUAAUCAGGGUAAUGAAUGUGUGCAAGUUUUUAAUCCGGUUAGUGGAGGUGAGCAGGUUAUUACUCCGAGUGGUGAAGUGCAGGAUAACCAAGGAGAUGCAUUUUGUAGCUUAGAUGCAACAAUUGUGAUAAAAAUUAAUUACGACUAGAGAAAAGAAAACCGG
Adelges cooleyi (spruce gall adelgid) is the source of this 405-nucleotide messenger RNA. RefSeq lists its product as uncharacterized. The transcript is spliced from 4 exons. The coding region runs from base 1 to 390 and encodes 129 amino acids. The record is from RefSeq and is a predicted model, not a curated record. NCBI's taxonomy places the organism in Eukaryota, Metazoa, Arthropoda, Insecta, Hemiptera, Adelgidae.